UGUUUGGUGAUCAAAUUUUGCAUCAAGCAGUGCUGAGUUUCCAGUUUCGUGCCCUAGAGCUGUGUGUCCAAUGUGGUAGCUGUCAGCAACAUGUGCCCAGCUAAAUUCACAUUAAUCGGGCGCGCUGCGCUGGGCCUAAGAUGGCGGCGCCCGUGUGCUGCCAGGGGCUCGGGUCCCGGGUGCUGUCUUGGAGCCAAGAACUGCUGUGCUCCUGGUGCACGCUGCACACAUCCGCGGUCUGCGCCAAGAACCGGGCGGCCCGAGUCAGAGUGGGCAAGGGGGACAAGCUGGUGACCUACGAGGAGGCGCACGUGCCGCACUACAUCGCCCACCGCAAGGGCUGGCUGUCGCGGCACACAGGUAACCUGGAUGGGGAGAACCAUGCGGCAGAGCCAACAGUGGAGGAUGUUUUCCUUGGAAAGUUCAUGCUGGGCACCUUCCCACGGUGUCCGGCCGACCAGCUGAUCCUAAACCGCCGGGCUAACCAGUUGGAGAUCUGUGCCCUGGUCCUGAGGCAGCUGCCUGCACACAAGUUUCACUUCCUGGUGGGCUACAGUGAGACUCUGCUGUCCCACUUCUACAAAUGUCCCGGUCCGUCUGCACCUCCAGACUGUGCCCUCCAAGGUCGUGUAUAA
This is a messenger RNA of Ailuropoda melanoleuca (giant panda), 635 nucleotides long. Its product is annotated as 28S ribosomal protein S24, mitochondrial-like. Gene Ontology annotation, cellular component: mitochondrion. The coding region runs from base 141 to 635 and encodes 164 amino acids. Lineage: Eukaryota; Metazoa; Chordata; Mammalia; Carnivora; Ursidae. The transcript has a single exon. The record is from RefSeq and is a predicted model, not a curated record. Gene Ontology annotation, biological process: translation.